UCGCGGGACCAGCUCUCAGUAGACUGCGUGAGGCAAGCCGCGCCGGUCGCACACACUCGCCCGCGACCCGCCACCGCGCCCGCAAACUUCGCUCGACUCGUCCACAUGUCCGAAACACCCGUAUCUCGCACUCGCACGUGACACCACGACCCGACCGGACCGUUUAAACUGUCGUAAAAUCCGCGGCACGCGAUCCCGCCUCAUAAAAUAAUCGUAAAAAGUAAACACGUCUAUCGGCCUUUAUCGCCGAGGAAGCAUUAUGACGCUUCAGUGACGUUUUAUUGGGCAAUAAAAUUAAUAAAGUCGGCAUCCACUCGAUACUGAGCGAGUCGUGUUAUCUCGGCGCGGGGGGCGCGAUGACAUAAGUGAUUCCUAACUGAGUGACGUACGUGCUAGUGACCGAUCAGAAUGAACUCCUACUUCGAGCAGGGCGGCUUCUACGGGGCGCACGGCGUGCACCAGGGCGGUGGGGGCGGCGACCAGUACCGCGGGUUCCCCCUGGGCCUGACCUACGCCCAGCCUCACGCGCUGCACCAGCCGAGGCCGCAGGAUUCCCCCUAUGAUGCAUCAGUAGCGGCCGCAUGUAAACUGUACGCUGGAGAGCAGCAGUACGCUAAGGCAGAUUGUUCGAAGACCGGCUCGGACCAGCCCAAUGGAUACGGAGGCAAGGAAGCCUGGGGCACGGGGCUUGGAGCCCUCGUGCGGCCCGCAGCCUGCACCCCCGAGGCCAGAUACAGCGAGUCCUCCAGCCCGGGCCGAGCCUUACCCUGGGGGAACCAGUGCGCGUUACCAGGAGCCGGAGGUUCAGCACAACCUGUCCAGCAUCAACCCACAAACCACACAUUCUACCCCUGGAUGGCUAUUGCAGGAGCGAACGGACUCAGAAGACGAGGCAGACAGACCUACACGAGAUAUCAAACGUUAGAGUUAGAAAAAGAGUUCCACACGAAUCACUACCUCACGCGAAGGAGACGCAUAGAGAUGGCACACGCGCUCUGUCUCACGGAGCGGCAGAUCAAAAUAUGGUUCCAGAACCGGAGGAUGAAGUUAAAGAAGGAGAUCCAGGCGAUAAAGGAGUUGAACGAGCAGGAGAAGCAGGCGCAGGCGCAGAAGGCGGCGGCGGCUGCUGCGGCGGCGGCAGCCGCGGCGCAGGGCCACCCCGAGCACUAGGCCGCGUGGACGGUGCCGCAAGGCCGCAGUGCUAGUUACAGUGAUUAUCCGCCGAACGCUCCCUAGCUUCCUUUGUAAAUUGUUUGUAAUUAUUUUUAUAAUUUAAGUGUUGUUCGGUUGUUGUGAUUAUUUUUAUUAUUGAUUAGUGCGAAUUAGACUCGUGUUUUUUAGGAGCGAAAGAAUAAACUGUUAAAUGUUAGCAUAGAAACGGGUCGUAUUAUUUUGUGUUUGGGUUUUGUUUUUGUUGAUUUAUAUUUUUUUACAUAAUUUUAUUCGCUAUCGUGGUAGACGUUCGAGCAGUGCAAUCUAGAAAUCUCUUCCGUGUAACAUAGAGUAGGUAUCGGCGCGACCGCGGCGCCCCUCCCGGCGACGAACUCUAUCACAUUGUACAAAUUAGUAUGCCUACCAAAGAGACCCGGUCUCGUACCCUUAUACUAAGUAAAGAGUCAUAAGUUAAUUACCCGAUCGGAGUCGCGUGAAGUACCCGCGCCGUCUAUCCUUAAUACUCUCGCAUAAGUAUAGUUUAACAUGGUCGUGUUCCUGCAGUCGUAGUGGUCGGUGAAGUUAAACAAAUUGCCAUAAAUAUAAGUAGAUUAUUUUAGCAAGUAGCCGUGUAAAUAGUUAGGGUAAACGUGUUGCUAGUGGAAGUGAGCGGUUAGCGAUUGCGCUGGCGCCUCGGAAUGGGCAGAAAAACCUCCGGGAGUGCGGGCGAAGGCGAGGCGAUGCAGGGCGAGGCGGAGGCGAGGCAGGGCGAGGCGGGGGCGUGAGGCGGCGCGGGGGAGCGGGCGCAGCCGGCCACCAAACAGGACUAGGUGGUCGUCGCGUUUUUAGUUCGAUCCCCAAAAACUGACGUCGCGAGAUCAAGAUAUCAAAGUGUCGAAUAAAUUUCUGCGCCCACACGAGCGCUUAGGCAAUCGACUACCGAAGAUUUAUUAUCAAAAUUUCCCGUUAGUACUCACCGAGCCCGCGUAUCACUAUUUCAAAAAUAAAAGAACCGGUCGCGAUACCAUCGCCGACUAUAAAUUAUUGCUCGCAUGAAAAAUACAUGUUUCGGUGUCCGCUCGUUUAUCGCUUCACUUUCUUUCGCUAGUUUCUAGCAGCCCACCAAUGCAACGGUAAUCUUUGACGGUUCUCAAAAUUUUAAUCAAAUCAGAAGAUCCCGGAUCUUUAGCAUAAACAAAAUAUGUUGGCAUUGAUUGAGAUCCUAGGUCGGCUGUAUCGGUUUAAAUGGUAUCGGCCGUAUAUCAAUAUCCUGGUUCCAGCGCACCGGGAUAAGUAUACAUCGCCCCACUCCCCUUGUUCAAUAAGGUUCUCAAAUUCUCAAUCAAACCAGAAGAUCCUUUGCAAAAUUAAUAAAUGUAAGCAUUGAAAUGGGAUUGAGAGGCUAUCGAGCUAGAUGAUAUCGGCAGAUGGCGCCAGGCUAGUGAUAUAUCGCCCCGCUCCCCUGUAUAAGGUUUUCAAAAUUUCAAUCAAAUCAGACGAUCCUUAGCAUAAACAAAUGUUGGCAUUGAAACGGGAUUGAGAGGCUAGAUCGGCGGUAUCGGCUAGAUGGUAUCGGCCGGUGGCACCAGGUUAGUGAUAUAUCGCCCCGCUCCCCUGUAAAUCCCGCCUGGACGCCCGCUGAGGUACACGGCCGCGAGCCGAGAGCUUCAAAUGGAAUUGUGUUUUUAUUUAUCGUGCGAAUUGUUCACUAUCGUUCAUUUCGAAUCGCAAGCGCUCAAUUCGCGGCCGAGAAUAAUUUAUCUGCUGGAUAAUUUAGAUUAAACAGGUUUUCAAAAUAAAUAUAUAGGCGAAAUUCUCAGAUGAUUUAUUCUUAAAGCGCUGAAACGUCCUAAAAGACGUAACUUCAAAAGUAUCAAAAUCUAAAUGUAUAGAUUGUAUAACUGAAAAAUGUACAAAUGUUGUAUACCAAUCGCAUUUUAGCGAUUCUUCUAUAUUUAAAGUUUUCGAUUGGCUAAGAGGCAUGUACGGCGUACACGUUCACUGUGGGCUGAACAAAUUUUAAUACUAGCAUUUAUAUAUUUUAGGUCUAGAAGAUCUCUCGCUUGAAAUGGAAAAGUAUAAUGUAUAAAUCUAUCAGUAACGUGUUACUUGAUAUUUUGUAAAUAAUUAAGGUUAUUGUAUUAAUAAUAAACUGAUGUACAACGUCUGUAUACGUUCAGAAAUUAAUAAGUAUAUUAUAAUAAUAAACAUCUGAUGUGACGUAAAAUAUAAUUGA
This is a messenger RNA of Aricia agestis (brown argus), 3388 nucleotides long. It is a transcript of the gene Ubx, whose product is annotated as homeotic protein ultrabithorax. Bases 409 to 1170 code for a protein of 253 amino acids. The record is from RefSeq and is a predicted model, not a curated record. Gene Ontology annotation, molecular function: DNA-binding transcription factor activity, RNA polymerase II-specific; RNA polymerase II cis-regulatory region sequence-specific DNA binding. Gene Ontology annotation, biological process: negative regulation of transcription by RNA polymerase II; anterior/posterior pattern specification. Lineage: Eukaryota; Metazoa; Arthropoda; Insecta; Lepidoptera; Lycaenidae. The transcript is spliced from 3 exons. Gene Ontology annotation, cellular component: nucleus.